Messenger RNA from Hirsutella rhossiliensis, 3705 nucleotides. RefSeq names its product HDA1 complex subunit. The record is from RefSeq and is a predicted model, not a curated record. The transcript has 5 exons. The coding region runs from base 1 to 3705 and encodes 1234 amino acids. NCBI's taxonomy places the organism in Eukaryota, Fungi, Ascomycota, Sordariomycetes, Hypocreales, Ophiocordycipitaceae.
AUGCCAAAGUCACGCCGAAAGCGAACCCGUACACCCAAGGCAGCCUCGCCCGACGAAGGCUGGUAUAGCAUCAAAGACAUAUUGGAUGAGAGAAAGGCCUCGGGCCUUGUAGAGUACCUGGUGGACUGGGAAAACAACAUCGUUACUGGAGAAUCCUACGCCCCAACCUGGGUUCUGAGCCCCGAAGUCACCGACAAGGCCAAGGAGGAGUGGGAAAAGGCAAAGGCAGCUCGUGCCCGGGAGAAGAAGACUUUGGUAGCGUCUGCCGAGACCAGUCAGGAGAGCCAGCCCCCUCGUCCACCAAAUAGGCCCAACGUGGAACGGGCAAAUGCGCGGUCCCUAGUCCACCCAAGGCCAUCCGCCACUCCAAGCUCCGAACGCCCCAAGAAGAAAUCGCGGCUUGCGUACAGCGCAACUCCCUCUGAGGAACCUGUGCCGUCUGUAACCUCAACCGCCUCUCCCGACUCUGAAGCCUUUGAUUCCUCCGCCCGCCAGGACGCGUCUGACGCUCGUCGAGCUCAGCGCCUGGUCGUGGAACUCCCGAAAGACGCCCAGUUCGACCCCUCUGAUUUCGUCAGCGCGGCCGGCACGCAGCCCAGCUUGGACUCAUCCCAAUCCUUGGCCGAACUCGAAGACGGCGACGAGAGGCUCGCGCUUGCCUCACAAAUCAGCCGUCGUACGGUUCCCGACUCACAGGAGCCUUCUGGGCCAACCUGGUCACAGGGUCAAGCGAGCGGUCUGGUGACUACCCCUGGAGAUCUGGGGCCUCAUAUGCAACAGUCAGACGCAACGGGAACGCUGGAGUCGCAACCGUCACAGAUUCCUUCUCGGCAGCCUGAGCAGUCGGCCUCGCCCGGUGGCCAGCGCCAGCAUCUUGGUGCCGCUGCCAUAUCGAAAUCUUUACUGGACACGAGCGACUCGUCGUACCACCCCCCCAUCCCGCACGCGUUCAAUCUCCCUGAGAGUUCGUUGCACAGCCAAGCAUCAGCGUCGUCCAGCCACGCCCUGAUACCAGCUACUGCGACUGACAAGUCUCAGCCCUCCACUGAUAGCUGUCCGCAAGCCGAGCGGGUCGGCGCACUCUCGCAGGACGCCCAGGUGGUGUCUCGCGACGAAUUCGUAUCGCAAGUAAACGCCUUCUCCAGGAGCGACAGCACCGUUCAAGAGUCCCCUGAGAAGUCGGAUCCUUCUGUGACUUCUUCCGGACAACCCAACAAGACUAACUCCAGAUCCUCGCCGCAGAAGCCCCCCGCGACCAAAGGAAUGAAUGCGGCGGAGGCGGGCAACUCGACGCCACCAGGGAGGCGGAUGUUGGCAGCCGAAGAAUUGAGCCAGCUAUUCGACCUCGACAACUCGAUGGACAUGUCAGAACCAGACCCCACAGCUUCACUCCUGGAGCAGCGGCUCGAUAUGCCUUUAGGAAGUGUGCACCCUGCUUCGGCCACCCAGCCCCGGCCAUCCUCCGUGCAGUCCUUACAGAAACUUGUAGAUGCAGCUUUCAGCAACCCGAUUGGUGCACCGUCCGGGACGUUGAUGCCGAGUGACGCUUCGCACGCACAACAGCCGACGGUGUCGCCUGCCGACGUCUCCAAACAGACGGAAGCAGAAAAGGCAGCGCUGACGUCGAUGCCUUCACUACCUUCGCAGGGACUUGUAACGCCCAGUCUCCUCGACAGUUCCAGAGAUUCUUUGCAGGCGGCCCAGGCACUGCGCGAGGAAUCCUCGAGCGAAACUUCGAGCGAUGUGGCCCCCCAUUUUGGCCAGAUGGAACACGUUGUCACCCUGCCCUUUCAGGCGAGUCUCAGGCCGUAUUACGAUGACACUCUCCUCAAGUCUAGGCAAGACGUGACUGAGUUCUCGCAAAUAUUCAACAACGAGAUAUACGUCGCACCCAACGAGGCUCUUGUGAGCAGGAUCGACCAACUUUUCGGUCGGCUGAGUAACGUUUGCGAUUAUCCUCCAGAUGUCGUCGGCACGGUCUUGGCGGACCUACCACCCUCGCAACUGGCCAAAUACGCAUGCAAUUCCAAUUCCAAGUUCAACUUCGUCUUCGAACUCCUACAGGGCUUGUAUAAAGAUACCAAGAUCCUCAUCGUUGCCCGCUCCGUCGAACUGCUUCGGCUCCUCGACCACUUGGCAGAGGCCGCACAUGUGGAAUGCACCUGCGAGGCCAUUGGGAAGCGGACGAGCAGCUAUUCAAAGUCGGCAGCUCAGGUCACCCUUACCUUGCCCGGCGAGGACGUCAAAGUACUCGACUUUGACGUAGUGAUUGGCUUUGAUCGGUCCUUUGCCACAUCGCGUGUAUUCAGCGGACUUCGAUCCGUCACCAAGACCGCAGAUGCCAAGAGGCCCCGACUGCUGACCCUUGUGACGACGCACUCGAUCGAACAUAUUGAUCUGCACGUGCCUGAUGAUAUGAGUCACCUUGAGCGAAAGAGCGCGCUCCUUCUUGGCAUUGCGCGUGCGCGGAAGCUGGUCAGUGAUCCCGAGCGGGGAUACCCUGAACCCCACGAGCUCGCCGGCGUAUUCGUCGAUUAUCUCAAUGGCAAAUCGGACGCCAUCAUCUCGGAGCCAGUGCCCUUGCCAGACGAGGUCUUGGACAUUUACUUGGGCACUCAGUCCCAGCCGCAAAUGCCCCUCGUAUCCUUGACUGAGCCGGAUGGGCGUAAGCGGAAACUCGAUGAAGACAGCGACGACCACGUCAAGAAGACGCGAGUCCUACCCCCGAGAGAAUUGGCAGUCGAGGAGACCGAACCACCAGUGCCCGAUGACGUUCAAGCGAUGCUCAAGGGCGUCGGUGCUGCCAAGAUGCCCACCAAGCCUGGUCAGACGCAUGUGAGAGUGCCUUUGGCUGUCCUGCAAGCGCUUGCGGAAAAGUUUGCCGAACACGAGCACCAAAUCGCAGCCAAAGACACCGAGGCAGAGUACCGAGCUGUCAUAUCUGGACUUGAGAAGCGUGUUGAGGAGUACGAGAGAACAACUAACAUGAUUUACAAGUCUCACCGCAAGGCAUUGGAAGAUCGCUCAAGAUUUGAAGCUGAGAAACGCAAGUCUGAGGCUGCGCUUCAAGCCGCAGCGGAGUCGGCGCAGAAGGAGAGCGACAAAGCGCAGAAGAAGAUCGUUGAGUUUGAGGCAGAAGUCGCACGGUUGACGGCGGACCCCAAUGGGCAGGAGGAGAGUCCCCUGGCCCAAACGAACAAACACCUCAAGGAGACUAGAGAGAGAGUCCAGAUGCUCGAGAAGCGACUCGAGAAUGCCCACAAGGAUGGCGAGUAUGUUCGAAAACUGUAUCAGGAAGCGUCUUCGUCUGCCGGCGCUGCGCGGGCGGAGAACGCGGAGCUCAAGGAUCAGAACCAAAGGUGGCGGAAAGAGACAUCUGAUGGCCUGGUGAAGAUUCACCAGAUUCAAGCGGAGAACAGCACGCGAGAGUUUAUACAGCAAAUCCGCGAGCUCAAGGCGCAGGCCAAGGAAAGGGAGUUGGAGCUCGACCGCGUCCGCGAGGACCUACGGCAGCUCAGAAACGGGCGACGGGAGACUCGCCAAGUCAGCGUGCCGCGUAGUCCGCGUACGGGCAUGAUGAGUCCCCGAACCGGCCGAGCGUACGGCAGUUCCGCUAGCAGAGGAACGAGCCCGGCGCUGGCAUCGAGCUCGGAUGGCGCGGCUCUGCCGUCGGGGAAUGGACGGUGGGCCCAUCUCAGGGAUUAG